AUGUCAACAAAUACUCACAUCGUAUCUUGCAAUCAGUGCAACAAAAAAAUUAAUCCUAGGCAUAAUAUAGGACUGAUUUGUGAUGGAGAAUGUAAGAAACUGUUCUGUAUUCAAUGUACAGGAGUAGCUAAUGAAGUGGCCCGGGAACUCGCUACCGAUGAGGAAAAAUUUUGGCUUUGCACCUCAUGUAAGUCAAAACGUAAGACGAGAAAAUCGAUGGGCGCACAACAGAUUGAUUCAUCUUAUAAGCAAACAAUUAAGAACAAAGUAGAUGAAACUCCGGUAUCAAAAAACAUAAAUAGUAAACUGGAGCUGAUAAUAAAAAAUCAAAAUUCCCAAGGCGAAGAUUUAAACAAACUGCAAAAGGAACUUAUGGAACUCAAAAAUCUUAUCAAUGAUCUCAUUGACGAUAACUUACGUCUUAAAAAUGAAAACACCCUUCUGAAAGAAGAUAUUGAGCAACUUAAACAGAAGAGAUACAGAAAAUGUAUUGAAGUAUGCGGCGUAACUAAAACCAAUGAUGAGAACCCAAAAGCUAUUAUAAAAACCAUAUCACAGAACAUUGGAGUUGAAUUAGAAGAUAAUGACAUCGAGGAGAUUUACAGAAUGAGAAAUUCGUCUACAAAAUCAGGUGAGCCGGAAAAAAUUAUGGUUAAAUUUAACAAAGUUGAAACUAAGCUUAACAUAUUAAAAUCUGCAAAAAAAGCUAAGCUAACAAUAGAAAUAUUUGAUAAACAAAUAGAUAAUAGGAAUAAUUUUAUCUUUAUUAAUGAAAGACUUACGAAAUAUUUUAAUAGACUAUAUAAACAAGCUAGAGACUCAAAAAAAAGAAAAAUUAUUCAAUACGCAUGGGUGCGAAGUGGCAAUAUAUUUAUUAGGGUGACAGAUAAUAGUCCGAUUAUAAAGAUUCUUUCCGAGACUAGUUUAAAUGUUCAAUAA
Molecule: messenger RNA, 939 nt
Organism: Condylostylus longicornis
Lineage: Eukaryota; Metazoa; Arthropoda; Insecta; Diptera; Dolichopodidae
Exons: 1
Coding region: 1-939 (312 amino acids)
Source: RefSeq, a predicted model, not a curated record